This is a messenger RNA of Pongo pygmaeus (Bornean orangutan), 1036 nucleotides long. It is a transcript of the gene LAMTOR4, whose product is annotated as late endosomal/lysosomal adaptor, MAPK and MTOR activator 4. Bases 505 to 804 code for a protein of 99 amino acids. Gene Ontology annotation, molecular function: guanyl-nucleotide exchange factor activity. Gene Ontology annotation, cellular component: lysosome; Ragulator complex. The transcript is spliced from 6 exons. Gene Ontology annotation, biological process: positive regulation of TOR signaling; cellular response to amino acid stimulus. NCBI's taxonomy places the organism in Eukaryota, Metazoa, Chordata, Mammalia, Primates, Hominidae. The record is from RefSeq and is a predicted model, not a curated record.
UAGAGAUGAUGUUUCACCAUGUUGACCAGGCUGGUCUCGAACUCCUGACCUCAAAUGAUCGUCCUGCCUCGGCUUCCCAAAGUGCUGGGAUUACAGGCGUGAAGCACCAUGCCUGGCAUCAGCAUAUUAAUUGAAGCCUUGUAGAGCUUCACAAAGGUUCCAUUGAAGAUUUGAGGAAGAUGAAGAAGCUGCAACACCUUUCGGACCUUUGGGCUCACACCAUUGAUACUGCUGAUCCUGAUAACCAACGCCAAUUUGGGUUCUGCAGUUUUUGGGUCCAGUCUUAAACCUGGUAAGGGAUUCAUUUGGGGGUUCACACCGGCGGGCAUCCUGGCUCAGGCGGAACUCUGGCUCCAGACAGCGCGCCCAAGACCACACGAGGCGGGGGCUAAAGGCCAGUGACGCAAGCAGAAGGAGGAGCGCGCCGGGUGCAAGCACGUGACCGGGGCCUGAAGCCGGAAGCUACCUAUCUGGUAGGGAGCUCCCCCAGCACCGAAGACUGCGAUGACUUCUGCACUGACCCAGGGUUUGGAGCGAAUCCCAGACCAGCUCGGCUACCUGGUACUGAGUGAAGGUGCAGUGCUGGCGUCAUCUGGGGACCUGGAGAAUGACGAGCAGGCAGCCAGUGCCAUCUCUGAGCUGGUCAGCACAGCCUGCGGUUUCCGGCUGCACCGCGGCAUGAAUGUGCCCUUCAAGCGCCUGUCUGUGGUCUUUGGAGAACACACACUGCUGGUGACGGUGUCAGGACAGAGGGUGUUUGUGGUGAAGAGGCAGAACCGAGGUCGGGAGCCCAUUGAUGUCUGAGCCUGCCGGAGGGCGAGGGUCGCAGAAGCGGAUUGGGUCCUGGGCCUCUGUGAUGAGGCAGGCACACACGUCGGUCUUGGCUUGCUGCUAUAACUAGGGCCUUCUGCUCGCCCACCUCCCACCCCUACCUGGAUGGGCCGAGGCUUGGGGACUUUGAGCUGUGUUAAGAACAAGGGCAAGGAGACCUCCCUUUGUGCUCCCUCCCUCCCUAAUAAACACGAGUCUGAUGUUA